Messenger RNA from Serpula lacrymans var. lacrymans S7.9, 630 nucleotides. RefSeq lists its product as uncharacterized. Lineage: Eukaryota; Fungi; Basidiomycota; Agaricomycetes; Boletales; Serpulaceae. The coding region runs from base 1 to 630 and encodes 209 amino acids. The transcript has 2 exons. The record is from RefSeq and is a predicted model, not a curated record.
AUGUUGUCCCUCAAGUUAUCCCUUGGACUUCUCUUUCUCCUCUGCUCUUCCUCGCUCGUCGUAGCUCAAUCCGACAGCAACCCAGAGCCUUACAGGCCUGCACCCUCUAAACGCUAUGGUGGAAGCCCAGCUGUACCCCAUCCCGCUCCCUCCAAACGGUACGCUGACUUUGCGUCUGACCCAGCUGCCGCUGCUGCGCCCUACCCUUCCAAGCGCUACAUUAACGACGGACCUCAUGCCCCAGUCCCAUCUAAACGAUACGAUGGCAACCGCAAACGAGAUGUCAGCGAGCAGGAAAUCAUUACCUCCCCAUCCGCCGCCAUCGAUCUAUCCCCCCUCCUUUGCCCCGCCUCUAUGAACGCUUGUCCCGUCGCGUCCACCUCCCUACCUGCGGCUAAUACUAUGCCCACGACCCUGGCAGAAUGGGCGGAUAUUGAUGUUGAGUGCGUUGACUUCACUGUAGACCUGCAUUCUUGCGGCGGUUGCUCAGCUGUCGAUGCUAUGCAUGAUUGUUCGUCCAUAUCCGGGGCAUCAGGCGUUUCAUGCAUCGUCGGCCAGUGCUAUGUAUCGUCAUGCCGCUCAGGCUACACUCUUACAGCUGAUAACAAGGCGUGCAUCCAAAAUGAUUAA